AUGGGUAACUCAAAUUUCAACAACAAGAACAGUCAUAACCCGUUUGACAAUGUUUCUGACGAUGAUGAUGAUUUGUUUGAUGACAUUGAACCAGUGCAACAAGGUUCACCAUCACAGCCUCAGCAUCAUCAUAUAGCUACUAAUGCCAAUAAUAGAUAUCAAUUCGAUAAUUCUCCAUAUCGUCGAUCAUCAUCGUAUGAUGUGUACAAUAAUAACCCUUUUGUUGGCAACACUAGUUACACCAACACUACCACUCCACCACCAAUGUUACAACAACAACAACAGCCAGCCUUGUCUCCUUUACAACCUCCUUUGUUUAACAACAACGGUAACAAUAAUACCCUUUAUCAACAACAACAGUACAAAAAGUAUAGAACUCCAACUAGCUCCAAUUCAAACUCCUCAUACAGUACUAUGGUUGAUAAUGAUGAAUUCCAAUUGCUGAGGAAGAAAACUGUUGCUUUCACUGAACCAGAGUAUCCUCCAUUGACUUAUUCCCCGGGUAAAAAAAGAGAUACUGCCACCAGUACUAAUGUAUAUGACUAUGAUUUAGAAGAAAUGGAUGAUGGUUCUCUUGUUGCCAGCGGAGGUAGUGGUGGAAUACAUGCUGAUUUUGCUGGUGACGAUUAUAUCAUUAAUCCUUUGCAAGAUGCUGAUGAUGACGAUUCAUUGGAUCCAUUUGGUGAUGACGAAUCUUUGUUCCUGGACACUGGUGAAGAGAUUUUGAGACGUGGUACCACCAUCAAGAAGAGACAUUCUACUCGUCGUGGUCGUAGAAAUGGGACAUUGAAAAGGGGUAAGAGUAGAAACACUGAAUAUGGUGGAGAAAAUGAAAAACUUGUCAACAAUGACAAUGGAGAUGAAGAAGAUGGCGAUGGUGAUGAUGAUGACGAUGAUUUCAAGCCAAAAUUAACUUACACCAAAACUAUCAAGAAAGCUAAAUUGAUUAAUGGUAAUUAUGUAAUUGAUGCACCAGUUCCAAAAACGUUAUUGGAAACUUAUGGUAAGAAAAUCAAUUAUCAUCAAGAUAAUGUAUCUAGAGAGAUGUCAUUCGUUAGGUAUACAGCUGCUACGUGUGGACCUUCUAAUUAUGUUAAAUUUAACUAUAACUUACGUCAAGAAUUAUAUGCUCCUUCUCGACAAACAGAAAUAAUGAUUUGUAUCACCAUGUAUAAUGAAGACGAAGUAUUAUUGGCAAGAACAUUGAAAGGGGUUUUCGAAAACAUCAGAGAUUUGACUAAUCGAUCUGAUCCUAAUUGGGGUGACGACAGUUGGAAGAAAAUUGUUGUCUGUAUUGUUAAUGAUGGUCGAUUGGAAUUGAAUAAACGGACAGAAACAUUAUUGGCAGCAUUGGGUAUUUUCCAAGAUGGGUAUGCCAAAUCUAAAAUUAAUGACAAAUCAGUGAAGGCUCAUAUCUAUGAGUACACUUCCACUGUUGGAAUAGACGCUGUCAAUGAUAAAGUUCAUUUGGCUUGUAAUUCAACUCCAGUUCAAUUUUUGUUUUGUUUGAAAGAAAAGAAUAGUCGUAAAAUCAAUUCUCAUCGUUGGUGUUUUCAAGCUUUUGCUCCAAUACUUAAUCCCAAAGUAAUAAUGUUGUUGGAUUGUGGUACCAAACCUUCACGUGAUGCAUUCUUCCAUUUAUGGAAAUCAUUUAAAGAUCCUAAUGUUGCUGGUGCUUGUGGAGAAAUGCGAGUUGCCUUGGGACCCAACAAGAAUUUAUUAAUGAAUCCGUUAGUGGCAGCACAAAAUUUUGAAUAUAAAAUUUCCAAUGUGUUAGAUAAACCGAUGGAAUCGGUGUUUGGAUUUAUUAGUGUGUUGCCAGGGGCUUUCAGUGCUUAUAGAUAUGAAGCAUUAUUAAAUGUCAAUGGAGAAGGUCCGUUAGAAAAAUAUUUCAAAGGAGAAUAUUUACAUCAAAUGACAACAGAAGGUGAUUCCAAUGAUCCAGACUUUGACGAUGAACGUGAUGUAAAAGAGAAAAACUUCCAACAAGCAGGUAUAUUUACUAGUAAUAUGUAUUUGGCAGAAGAUAGAAUUUUAUGUUUUGAAUUGGUGGCCAAGAAGAAUCAUAAUUACAUUUUACGUUAUGUUAAUGAAGCCAAAGCUGAAACUGAUGUUCCUGAAAACAUUGAUGAAUUUGUCUUGCAAAGAAGAAGAUGGCUUAAUGGUUCUAUGUUUGCUGCUGGUUAUGCUGUUUUCCAUUGGACAAAGAUUUGGCGUUCCAAUCAUUCUUUGUUUAGGAAAUUAUUUCUUCAAUUGGAAUUUUAUUACCAAUUAGUUACAAUUUUGGUGUCUUGGUUUUCAUUAGCAAGUUUCUUUUUGGUUUUCCGUAUUUUAACUGCUAAUUUAGGGUCUAGUGACAUGAAUUUCAAUGUUGGUAAAUAUCUUGCCAUUAUAUUUUUAUGGUUUUAUGUUGGGUCUGUUGUUUGUACUUUUGUUUUGGCAUUUGGUAAUACCCCUAGGGGAACUAGGAAAUUCUAUCUUGUUAUUGCUGUGUUUUUCGCUAUUUUAAUGGCGUAUAUGAUGUUUGCAGCAAUCUUUUUGGCAGUGCAUACAGUCAAUUCGAUUGUUCAUAAUCACAAGACUGAUUUCACUAUUGCCUUGGUGUUUACAAACACCAAAUUCCGUGAUUUGGUGGUAUCUAUGGUGUCCACUUAUUUGUUAUAUUUCAUUGGAGCAUUUAUGUAUGGGGAACCUAGCUUUAUGUUUACUUCGUUUGUUCAAUACGUGUUGUUAUCUCCAACCUAUAUCAAUGUGUUGAACAUUUAUGCCUUUUGUAACAUUCACGAUGUUAGUUGGGGGACAAAAGGGGUUGAACAAGCCAAAGAUUUGGGGUCAGCAAAAUCUUUCGGUAAGAAUUCUGAUGAAUUGGUGAUGAUUGCACCAGAGAAUUUGACACAAGAAUUGAAUGACAAAUAUGUUGCCACAUUGGAAAAUUUACGUACUAUGAUACCCGUGAAAGAUAUACCUCAAGAAAGUAACAAGAAAAAAGAUGAUUUGGCUUAUUAUGCAUUUAUUAGAACCAUUACGGUGUUGGUAUGGAUGCUCACUAAUGCUAUUUUGAUUGCUAUAGUGUUAGAAGCUGGUGGAGUCGAUAUUUUAAGUGGUAAUAAAUCAGGUCAAACGAAUGCUGAUGGAUCCAUUUCCGGUAAUUCUCAAGUAUUUUUAACAAUCAUUUUAUGGAUUGUCGCUGGGUUAGCAUUGUUUAGAUUCAUUGGAGCAUUUUUAUUCUUGAUAUUCAAGAGUUUCCGUCCACUUAAAUGGAAAUUGAGAGCUAAACGAGAAAACAAACGUAAUAGAAAUCAAAAUAGAAAUGUCUAA
Molecule: messenger RNA, 3318 nt
Organism: Candida albicans SC5314
Lineage: Eukaryota; Fungi; Ascomycota; Pichiomycetes; Serinales; Debaryomycetaceae
Gene: CHS8
Product: Chs8p
Exons: 1
Coding region: 1-3318 (1105 amino acids)
Cellular component (GO): cell periphery; cell septum
Molecular function (GO): chitin synthase activity
Source: RefSeq, a predicted model, not a curated record